AAAUUGAGUUAGGCGAAGAAGUAUCUCGUGGAGUUUACAAAGGAAAAUGUAUUCACUACAAUAAAAAAUUUAAACAUGCUAAACCUACUAAAACUAGAGCUCAUAUCACUCAUGAAUAUCCAAAUUGUUCUGAAAAUCUUAAACGAUAUUACAACUACAUAAUUGCAAAUAAUCUUUUUGAUGAUUCAAAAGUUGAAGAUUAUACAAUUCCAACUCAUUUAGAAAUCAAGUUGUUUAAAUUUAUGGAUUAUUAA
Molecule: messenger RNA, 254 nt
Organism: Cetraspora pellucida
Lineage: Eukaryota; Fungi; Glomeromycota; Glomeromycetes; Diversisporales; Gigasporaceae
Source: the annotation of a GenBank genome assembly